Exaiptasia diaphana is the source of this 6285-nucleotide messenger RNA. RefSeq lists its product as uncharacterized. NCBI's taxonomy places the organism in Eukaryota, Metazoa, Cnidaria, Anthozoa, Actiniaria, Aiptasiidae. Bases 67 to 6048 code for a protein of 1993 amino acids. The record is from RefSeq and is a predicted model, not a curated record. Gene Ontology annotation, molecular function: protein binding; cysteine-type endopeptidase activity. Gene Ontology annotation, cellular component: mitotic spindle; nucleus; centrosome. The transcript is spliced from 30 exons. Gene Ontology annotation, biological process: meiotic chromosome separation; proteolysis.
UGUGCAAAAUAACUUCAUAAUGGCCGGGAAUCCUUGACACUCUGGCUUUCGGGCCUUAAAUGGAUCAUGGAGGGUGAAAGGAUAUUGAAUGAUCUUCUGAAAAAGAAAUUAGACGGUCUUUACGACGAUACAAAGAACUACAUUGCUACUUUAACGAGAGUUUUAGAGCCAGAAGUAACAAAGAAUGGGUAUCAAUACAAGGCGAAUGGCUGUAACACAAUCGAGCAAAUCGUUUCUAAGUACAGUACAUUCUGUAACAAAUUCCUUAGAUGUGCUAUUGAAGCAAUAAAAACAGCCAAAGAUGGCAAAGAUUUGAGGGGUAUUAUGAAAAUAGUCAACAUGAUUAUGGAUGUAUUGGACUUGGUAUUACUUCACGACAAUGGCAAGUACCACAAGGUUGUGCCUUCUUUAGAUGAGAUUGGUACAAAGCUCUACCACAUUGCUAGUCAACUAAUUACAAAGAAUAUCUUUGAUUUGUCAAUGGAUUAUAUUGAAUACUUCAUUAAAUACAUGCAGCUUGCAAAAUCCCAAGAAAAAAGUUGUAUGAAUGAACUAAGAAGGGUGGCCAAGAGCAUGGCAAGUUUAUGUUGGAGAGCUGCUGCUCUUCUUGAACAGUCUUGUAAAGGAUCUCCCAAAACAUCAGGAUAUUAUAAUGUUCUUAAAUGGAGAUUGCAUGGUGUAUUAUUAGAUGCAGAAGCCAGCUCUGAAGCUUUGCAUUGUUUGAUUACAAAAGCAGCUAGUUCUGUGAUGAAGUUUCGAUUAAGUUGUGGAUCUAUAUCAAUUGAGAUUGAUUCCAGCCUGAUGUCUCAAUUAACAUUGUCUUUUGAUACACUGAUGUGCCAAUUAAGACAGCAAAAUAACAGGAAUUUACCAGAACUUAGACAUAUAUUUUCUUUAUUUGAUCUUGGCUUACUGAUUUCAAGAUUGUUUCAUACCAUGAAGAAGGCUAAGGAUGCUUUUUUUAUGCUUGAAAAACUACAAAACUUCAUUAGUGAAAUGCUGAAAUUAGUAAAAUCCAAUACUGCAGAAAGCUGCUUGAUAUCACGGUUAUCUUCCUGUUGUAUUUUGUUAACGAAAGCAACAAUCCAAUUGGAUGAAGUUCUGCAGAAAACAACUGCCAAGUCCAGCAGCUUUGAAAAGCUUGACAAGUUACUAUGUGAGGGCCACAAGGCAUUGGAACUUCUGAUUUCAAUGAAAGAUGUAUCAUUACAUUCUUCAAUAUCCCAAACACUAGAACACAUGAAAAUCUUUCUACAGCCUAUUAUAUCCAAGGAAAACAAAGACAAUCCUAAGAAAACAUUUCAUUAUUUGCUGUUAUUGUUUGAUGUUUACACUAACAUGCUUAAUACUGAAAUGGAGACCUUUUGUGCUGAUUCACAACAUAAACAGCAAUAUCAGAAAAUAGUUGCCAAGUAUUUGUCUGUAUGUACCUGUGUCAUGAACAUCUAUAAGCACCAAAUUCAGGUUGGAUUGAACCAGAAAUCCACAAAAGAAAGCGACCAGAUGAUGUCUGACUGCAUUCAGUAUUCUAAACAAUGCAGUGAUGUAAUAAAGUUAUUAAUAGCGAACUGCAGUGUUUGUUCAAAUGAUGAAUUAAUGUGGCAUGGUCAGAUUACGUGUUCCAUUGGUAUGGAGGCAUAUAAGCAUGAUGCCUAUGAUAGAGCAGCAGAGCUCAUGAUGUUAGGAUGUAGUGACAUGAAGCAGUGGUGCUACUUGGGAAAAAAUAGCAACAUGUUUAAUACAAGACUUCAGCAGUUGCAGCUGUUCAUCAAGUAUGAAGCGCUUCGAGACUGUCAAAGAAGAAGCAAGCUUUACAAGGAAGCCUUUGAUACAUCUACUACAAUGAUUGAAUUGCUUCUUUACAAGACUCAAGAAGUAGAUUUUCAGUCUUUGGACACAGAUGUGCAGAAAUAUGUGCAGCUCUGGGUUCAGUCUAAACACGAUGUAAUAAAACAUUCUGGUCAGAAAGAUUUACCAGAUUUGCAAAAAAGGACUCUUUUGGAUGUAAUUGAAGACAGUAGUCACUCCGUCAAUAGUAUGGACACUUGUUGUCUUCUUGAGCAAGAACUUCAUUGUUGCAAAAUGCUUAACUCCAGAUAUGAUACAUUAUUGGAGCAACUAUCAGUCACUUCACAGUUGAUUAGCAUUUACAGAGAAGAAAACAGUUUCUGUUUGGCCACUGCUCUGCUGGAACACAUGAAAAUCCUUCACUCAAAUGGGAUAACAGAUCAGACACCUUUAAAUAUAUGUCAAGAGGCUAUAACAUUUCUUGAGGCAGCAAUUAAUCAGUGCCAAGGAGGAGAUAAUCCAGCACCUGUAGUAGCUGUGCAAGAUACAUUAGCUAAAGCAUACUUUUGGAAAGGAAUUCUUCAACAUGAAGCUGUCACUAGAGAUCACGGAGUAAAUCAUGAUGGCAUGAAUACUGAAACACUGGAACUGAGUGAUCAGGCAAUCAGUUUGGAGCAGCCAUUUGUGCUGUCAUUACAUGCUGCUGUUGAUAUGUGGACAUCUAUGGUUGAAAACUGCUUGAAGGAAUCCAGAAAAGUGGAGAUAAAUUUAUCAAACCUGUCAGAUCCGCUUGAAACAGUUGGUUGUCUCAAGACUGUUAGCAUGCUGUAUGGUAUCCUAAAGCAGCCUUUGAACCAGGUGCAUGCAAAUCACCUUUGUUCUCUAGUCAGCCAAGCAACAGAUACAACUGAUACCAGUGUUACAGCAAUUGAAGCUUACACACAAUCCAUAUAUACACUGUGUAAUAUGCACGAUUUACACCAUGCACAGCUUAUCAUGUCUUACUGCAAGAAGAUUGAAGAUGAAACAAGUUUGCAGUCCUUUUCACUGGUACAGCUUUUAAUUGCAAGAAGUCACCUUCAUCUAGAGUUAGGGCAGUUUUCAGAAGGAGAGAAGUGUCUUGUUAAAGCACUGGAUAGUGAUGUCAUGUUAGGUAAAACAAGUUGCAAUCAAAUAGUGAUUCAAGCCAUGGCUUAUUCCUUACUGGCCAAGUAUCUGCAGAUCCCACAUACCAUCUAUAAAUUUGACUUUUCACAAGGUAGCAGUGGUAGUGAAAUGACACCAUUAGAUGCAGCCAUUGAAAGCAUCAGAAAGCUUGAAAGUAUUGUGAAAACACAUUUUACUGAUGAAGUAAACACUGACAGCAAAAUCAGUUCAAGUGGCUGUCCAGUGAUCUCAACUGAUACAAAAUUGUUGCUUAUUUGCCAAAACCUGCUUGAUUGUCAGAUGCAGUGUGGGGAUUUGAUGUCCCAUCAAGGGAUGGUCAAACAAGCCAUUAAGUAUUUUACUGAUGGGUUAUGCUUAUCACGACGAAUGGCCCUGCCAUAUAGAGUGGCAGAGUUCGUCAGUAACUUGUGUGUAACAAAGAUCCAUAAAGGGGAUUUUCCAGCAGCUGAAAAUCAUCUUUUGCAAGUUUGUCAUAUACUUGGACCAGUUUUACAACCCAGUUGCACCAUAACUGAACUUGAACAUUGUUUACAAGUACCACAUCUUAUCAAUCAUCCUGAUACUUGCUGCCAUGUUUGCUGUGCUGACCCAACCAUACAAUCCCUUCAAAUAGCUUUCUUUAUUAAACUUUCCAAGUACCUGGAGUCUAUACAACACUACAGGCAAUCAAUUACCGCCUUAGAGAUUGCUGAUCAAUUGAUCUCUCACGCAUCUCAAAGACUACAAUGUGCUUUGGAUGAGUGCUCAAGCCUUUUACAACUUGGUACUGGAAGAUCCCCUAAACCACCUAGUAAGUCAAACAAGACUGAUGCAAAGAAGAAAGUCUCUAAAAGAAGACAACCGUGUAAGCUAGCCACAGGAGAAGUCAGCCUGUUGUCAACUAUACACAUAAUGUACAGUUCAUAUUUGUGUCAAGUAUUUGUUCAAAAUUCUCUUAUUCUUCUUGGUAAUGGUAAAGUGAAGAAGGUUUUGGAUGUUGUCAAAGGUGGUACUGAUGUUGUGGAGACCAUUAAAGCAGUUACUGGUUCAACACCAUUCUGGUUGAUACCAAACGUGACUCAUUUACUGUACCUGAAAGGAGUUGCUUAUAUUUUACAAGAACUAGGAAGUAAUGAUAGUGCUUUGGAUGCGCUAUGGUACAACAAUCUUGUGGAAGCUGAUAACAAAAAUAGUUCAGAGGGAAGCUUGGAUGACACGAAAGUCAAGAGAAAAACUAGAGGAAGAACAGCUAAGAAAAAAGAUGUACUUCCCACCAAUGAAGAAGUUGAAAAAGUUGCAAAGGGAAGGGGAAGAAGCAAGAAGGCAUCACAGGACAAACAAACUCAAGAAAACAUCAACAAAGAUAGAACAGGAAAUGAUGGUUUUCAGCUUGCUAUUGACACAUUUAUCAAAGCAUUCAACCUCUGCAGUUGCUGGCCAAAUCCCCAACUGUUUUCACAGCUUUGUCAGAGUCUUGCAUUUUGCUAUGGAUAUUCUGAGCCUACCAAGACAGCAUAUUAUCUUGAUUUAUCUCUUGGCAUUACUCUUAGACAUGAAGCGGCUUAUACUACCAGAACAAAGAUAAGAAAGCUAUUGAAAAACAUCAAGCCAGAGGUACCUGGUGGGGAUGUGUCUUCACUAGCCAACAAGCUUAGCUCUAUAACAAUAGAUGACUCACUUGAUGAUAGUCAAACCAUCAUACAGAGCCUUCAACAAACAAGGCAAUUGAUGUUAUUUAAAAACAAACCUGGACUGAGUACAAAGGGAAUACCCAAAGACUGGACUAUCUGUACAUUGGUUCCUGUCCAACUUCCUGGACACCCUCAACAACUUGUUAUAUCCAGACAAAGACCAGGAACAAGGCCCAUUGUAGUCAAAGUAUCAAUGCCAGAUAUUGUUCAUGAGGAUGAUACAUUUUGCAAUGAUCAAGUCAACAAGGCUGUGAUGGACUUGUCACAGUUAUUCCAGGGUAACAUUCAACAGGAAUUCUCAGACAUCAUGCAGGGCAGCUUGGAUAGCAUGACCAUCAAUGAUGAUAAGGACUGGCAACAUGCUAGAUCCAAACUGGAUUCCAGACUAAAGAGUUUAUUAGAGAGGAUGGAGAAUGCCUGGCUUGGCAUGUGGAAAGGGAUAGUACUGGGACAGCAGUAUGAUGUUAAUCAACAAGAAGCAUUACUACAAACAACAAAAGACUUGAUUGUUAAACUAGCAAGAUAUACCAACAAUAGUCUUGAUGAAGAAAUCAUCCAGAUGAUACUGGACUCGCAUGACUAUCUAACCAUGUCACAAACCAGGGACGUACUGUCAAUGAUUACUGGAAUAGACAAGACAAUACCAAAGCUAGACCAGGCUGUAGAAGACUUUCAGCAAGCUGUUAGCUCUUUACCAACAAGAAAUUCUGGAAGAAAGAAAAGCCAGCUUACAAGUGAUCGACAUCCAGUUAUACUUAUCCUUGGAAAGGAUAUCCAGCAUUUACCAUGGGAAAACAUUCCAAUCUUGAGACAGUAUCCUAUAACAAGAAUGCCAUCAAUGCAUUUUGUCCUGGCACAGACACAGAAGGGUGAGCAAAGUGUUGACCCUGUGAAUGCCUACUUUGUGCUAAAUCCAGAAAACAAUCUUCCUAACACACAGAAGAUAUUCCAAAACUGGUUUGAAAGUGAGUUAAAAUGGCAGGGCGUUUCAGGAGAGAAGCCUUCACAGGAGCAAUACAAGAGUGCUUUGUCAGAUCAUGAUCUAUUUCUAUACCUUGGUCAUAAUGCAGGUCAAUCAUUUCUUGGUGGUGAUGAUGUUCAGCGCAUUAUCUGUAGAGCUACAGCAUUGUUGAUGGGAUGUAGUAGUGCUAAAUUAACGGUUGAUGGUAUAUGUGAACCAAGGGGAAUGAGUCUUCGCUAUCUUCUUGCCGGGUGUCCUGCCAUUGUUGGCAAUCUCUGGGAUGUGACAGACAGGGACAUUGAUCGUUUUACAAAGUUCCUUCUAAAAGCAUGGUUACAAAGUGGACAAAAGUGGUCAUUACCUCAAUUCUUGCGCAAUGCUCGACAGGCUUGUAAAUGGCCUUAUUUGAUUGGUGCUUCACCAGUUGUAUAUGGGGUCCCUGUGUUUCUUAAGAAUCAAUGAAAUGGUUAUCAUGACUGGUAUAACUAUCCUGAUAGUAAUACGCCUGACUAGUCUUGAAUAAUUCGUUUGAGUUAGUAAUCAAGUAACAAAUAUACUUACAGUGAACUGUAAAAUAAUAGGCCUUUGAGCUUGAUGUAAAUAUUUUAACAUUUUAAUGAACAAAAUCAAGUUUGUUUUGAAAGAAAACUAAUCUACUAUGAACUAUCUUUUAUCUUUGUUGGUUAUACUAUAUAUACU